Messenger RNA from Podarcis lilfordi (Lilford's wall lizard), 9248 nucleotides. The record is from the annotation of a GenBank genome assembly. NCBI's taxonomy places the organism in Eukaryota, Metazoa, Chordata, Lepidosauria, Squamata, Lacertidae.
AUGCACAGCAGGUUUCUAUCUUUGAGGAAUCUGCUUCCUUUUGUUAUAAACACCCCCGACCCUCCCUCAAGCUCCAAAUAGCAGCUUAGCAAGUGGGGGCGGGAAUCAACAUAUCUAAAGAAAAAAGGGUCCCUCUUGAGCGCAGACCCCAGCGAAGGAAUUUUGUUUCCAGUACCACAACCGGGCACACGAUCCUGUCACACCCCGCUUCCCUUCCCCUCCUCACCGCAGCCCAAUUUCAGACGAAGGUGGGGGGGGGGGGAAUUACUGCAACUUUAAAAGCGCCCCAAAAUAAGAAUAUAAAAAUAAGAAUAAAUUCCUUGGUGGUGUCUAUUGCAAGCCGCCUAGAGAAGUGCUCGUGAAACAACUCCCCUCCCCCGACCUCCGGUGCUUGUUUACCCAGGAGAAAAGAGACAAGAAGGCUCGGGGCCCGAGUUCCAGGCAAGGUGCGGCUCGCGUGUGUGUCUCCCUCACGCCUCGGACCGGCUGGGCGCCGCCAUCUUUGGCCCUCCGCCCCCUCGCGAGUGCGCAGGCGCGCGGGCAAUUCGGCGGCGAGGGGGCGGGCUCCAGAGGGAGCCAGCUGACGGGCGGGGCGGGGCAGCGCGCGCUGCUUGAAAAAGGAGGUUCCGGCAGCUGCGGAGCGUUUUGGAGGGAGACGCGGCGCCGGGCGCCAGGUGAGUCGGCGGGUCGGGCGGAAGCGUACAUGCUGUUCCUCCUUGGUGUGUUGUGAGGCUCGCAUUUCCCCUGAUCAGAGAUAGUGAGAAUUGUAGUUCGGCGGCGCCUCAUACCAGCCAGGGGGCAGCUGCCCUCUCUUCCAAUCAAUACAAAUCAAUACAAAUAUAAGAUUCUGCCCCCCCCCCCCCGCACAACAAAAUCCUGGUUGUGCUCAUGGUACCAGCUUUUCUCAAGUUUGGGUCCCCAGAUGUUGUUAGACUACAAUUCCCAUCAUCCCCGACUGCUAGCAUGGGUGGUUCCCAACAUAUAUUUUUUGGCCAUGUCCCCCGUAAAGGUAAAGGGACCCCUGACCAUUAGGUCCAGAUGCAGCAGAUACUGUAUGUUCUAUAUAUAUAUAUAUAUAUAUAUAUAUAUGUAUAAUGUAAAGGUAAAGGGACCCCUGACCAUCAGGUCCAGUCGUGGCCGACUCUGGGGUUGCGGCGCUCAUCUCGCUUUAUUGGCCGAGGGAGCCAGCGUACAGCUUCCGGGUCAUGUGGCCAGCAUGACUAAGCCGCUUCUGGUGAACCAGAGCAGCGCACGGAAACGCCGUUUACCUUCCCGCCGGAGCGGUACCUAUUUAUCUACUUGCACUUUGAGGUGCUUUCGAACUGCUAGGUUGGCAGGAGCAGGGACCGAGCAACGGGAGCUCACCCCGUCGUGGGGAUUUGAACCGCCGACCUUCUGAUCGGCAAGUCCUAGGCUCUGUGUUUUAACCCACAGCGCCACCCGCACCGUUAGACUACAGUUCCCAUCAUCCCCGACUGCUAGCAUGGGUGGUUCCCAACAUAUAUAUUUUUUGGCUAUGUCCCACCUAAGCAUCUCUAAAAUCCUAAUACCCCCUCCCUUGUGACAUAUAAUUCUUAUUAUUCAAAAAGUGAAUUCCUGUUCACGUGGAGGAAGCCUAAAAGGCCAUUCACUGUUAAUAACUCAUUCUCAAAUUGCCCCCCCCAAAUCAAAUUGCCCCCCCUGUGGGGCAUGUGCCCAAUGUUGGGAACCACAGGCCUAGCAAGAGGGGAAGGGGGGACAGAUCCAGUAAAUAAAUAAAAAUAUUUAACUAACUGACCAGUCACAUUGCAGAUAGCUCGGCUCUACCCUCCCCCCCAAGCAAAAUCUUGGCUAUGCCCCUGACCGCUGGUUCUGCAACUAGGGAUGUUGGGUAGUCCAACAACAUCUGAGGACCUGAGCUUGAGAAAGGCUGCCUUAUGCUGACCACCUUGGAUGAGAGAUGGAGGCUCGCAAUGCUAUUUCCCUCUAUUUCUCUCUCUUUCUCUUGGCUUAGGAUGUCUCGAAAGAGCCGCAGAGUUGUCAAAUUGGCAUCCAAGACUCCUCCAGAAAUGAGGAUCAAGGGGGACUCUUCGUGUGGUUCUCCUUCCUUGGAUUACAACACCUUGAAAAGGACGGAAUUGCAACAGUGGUGUAAGAAGUUUGGGCUUCGUGCUACAGGGAAGGUGAGGGGAUGCCGCCACAGUUCAUACCGAACUUCCUGCCCUGUCCUCAUCCCACUAUUGGAAGUUAAGUGGGAAAAGAGACUGCACAUUUCCAAAUUUCUGUUUGGUUAUAUCCUCAUUGUGAACAGUGAUGAAGGAAAUCUUCUUUUCUCAGUCCAGGAAGCCCUGUCUAUUCACAAGCAGCAGCAGCCAUUCUCUCAGCCUAAAGCAGAAUACCUUUCGUGGUGAUAUCUAGCUGCUAAUAAGUAAAGACAUUUUGUGUUCCGACAUGCUUUUCCAGCUGGAUGAAUGGGUUUUGGCCAUAUAUUUCCAUGACAUUAUUUUCUUAAAUAUUUCUGCUGCCUCUUAGUUGUUUUUAUUGUGUCUUGUACAACACCUUCAGAUGUGUGUGAGGAAGAUGAGUAGUAAAUUAAUAAUAACAGUGAGCAGCUACUCCAAAGGUUGCUUUCCACUUACCUAUUCCUUAUUUCCUUUGGUAUUCUGUCUGUUAAAUUAUUAACCUGUGGUCAGGGUCUGUCUUAUAUUUCAGCUUAUGUGCAGAACUUAGAAAAUCACCUGUGCUUUGCAGCUGUUAAUAAUAUAUUUAAAAAUAGUCCUUAACCCAAAGAUCCCUGAUAAAUAGACUGGCAUCAUUUACCUGGCAUUAUUGAACAGGGGUUGGGAGCCGAAUGCCCUGUCACAGCCCAACACUGACAUACAGUAUGCUCUUUUCCCUCCUCAGUAGGUGGAACUAGCUGACAUAUUUAUUUUCUACAAUGCCCUCCAAUUUGUGGCAUUGUGGGAGCUGACAGCUCCCAGUGCUACUAAGCCUCUCUUGCCAGGCAAGCCUUCCACUGUGCCCAGGAAUGUCUCAUACCUGGAACUGGCCCAGAUCUAGGGUUAAAUACAUACUUAUUUCCCUCUCUCCACCCAUCCCCGACCCCACCCCGCUGCCCAGAAUGCAGAACUUGUGGAAAGGCUGAAAGCCUUUCACAGAGACCCUGAGCCGAGAGCAGAAGAAACAAGUAAGACUGACGUGACUCUCCACGAUCCUGAGGUAAGUAGCUCCAGGUCAAAGAUGGUGGGGCCUCAGAUAUCCAUAUGCUGCAUAGAUCAGCCACGGAUGGAGUGGGGAAAUGCAAGUCUAUGUUAGAAAUAAGAUCCUGAUUUCUGGGUGGGAUAAGAAAAUUAGGGGUAUGGAACAUAAGAAGAACCCUGCUGGGUCAAGCUAAAGGCCCAUUUUGUCCAGCACUCUGUUGGCCAACCCAGAUGUCAAUGGGAAGCUCAAAAGCAAGAUCUGAGUCCAACAGCACUCUCCCAAGCUGCAGUUCCAAGCAACUGGUGUCCAGAGGCAAACUGCCUCUAACAGUGAAGGUAGAACAUGGGGUGAGGAACAUUCUUGGCUCUUAGGGCGAGAUCUUUAUCUGAUUCCUCCCUACAGGCCAAAUUUGACUGGUGGCUGAGACAUCCCACCAGUCAAGCACCUGACAUCAUUGUGACUUUGUUUAUUUUAUCUGGAAAAGUAUUUAUAAACCACCCCCUUGCAAAACAUCAGGUCAAGGCAGUGUGCAGCAACCUAAACCUUUAGGAGCAAUGCAGAGAAGGGUUACAUGAUUGACAGGUGGGUUAUCCUGCUCGUCAAAAUGCCUUCUGUGGGGUUUCCAAGGUGCAUUGUAAGGAACCAUAGUCUCAUCUGCGGAGUUAACCUCGGAACAAGUGCCAUUGCAGGCCUCGGCUUGGCAAGCCAAAGGCCAGCAAAGUUUUGGCCGCAUGUGCAGAAUUGAACUUGCCCAUCAACUGCCGUACAUCAGCUGGUUGACAGAUGGGUGUGGCUCGGGGGAAAUGGCCUUGCAAGCUAAACUGAACCCCUGGCGGGCCAGGAUUGGCCCGUAGGCCAAAGGUUCCCUACCUCUGAGGUGGAACAAAGCUGAAGGGAGUAGAAAGGGACUGAUAAAAGUAGGGUUACCAGACAUCCCUGGUUCCGGGGACAGUCCCCGGAUUUGCAAAUCUGUUCCUGGACAAAUUCCAUCCCCAGAAUGUCCCCAGAUUUGCAAAUCUGUCCCCAAGAAACGUGGCAGCGGCAGCCUCAGCAGCCCGGAGCCAGCCUAGUAGCACAGUUGGCUCUGGCUGGCUUCAAGAGCUGCUUGCUGCUUGCUGCCAUGGCGCCCGCCAUUUUUCCUCGCCAGAAGUCCCCAUAUGAUGUGUUGCGCACAAGAUAUGGAGACUUCCCAGAGGCAGACUGGCGGGCGCCACGGCAGCAAGCAGUUCCUGACGCCAGCCAGAGCCAACUGUGCUACCAGGCUGGCUCCAGGCUGCUGACUGCCGCCGCUGCUGCCACUGCUGAAGGGGAACCGGGGACAUCCAGCAGUACAGAUCUCCUGCCCCCUUUGUUUUGACUGAUCGGGGUAGACUCAGGAGUUGCAGGUGGGUGGCCAUUGCCCAGUAUUUUAAAAACUCUGUGCAUAUAUGUUUCACAGGGUGCAAAAGAAGGGCUUUGCACCUUUAUACAAUAUGCAUGUAUGCUUGGGCCCAGGAUCUUUUGCCUCACCAUGCCCACUACUGACUCCCUGUUGCUACUCAGCUUCAAAAAAAAAAAGUGUCCCCGGAUUCAUUGAAAAAAUAUCUGGUAACCAUAUGAUAAAGUGUCCAAAAUAGCACAAUGAAAAAGGGGGAAUUUCCUACUUUAGUCAUGGGGGAGCAAUGGGGUGAAUGGUUGUAGGGGAUAAGGGAAAGCAUAAAGUUGGGAGUGAAGGGGUGAAGCUGAACUGUCACUAACUCUUAACACACACACCCCCUUCCAGACCCCUCUGACAGUCCCUCCUCUGGACCUGACCAAGGCUGUAAAAACUGAGCCCUCUGCAGAGAAAGCAGGUGACUAGUUGUUGUUUUUUAAGGAAGGGGCUCUACGUAAUAAAAGCAGACUGGUGGGAGGACUCUGAGGCUGUGCAGAACGGGGUUUGAAGAAUAUCAGGGAAGGCAGGCCUGCCGAGAUGGGCAAGGUUAAGCCGGCCCUACUUUUCCUUUUUUUUAGAUGUUAUCCAUGGUUGGUGCGUGGUUCACGGCAUGGUGCUCUACCACCCUGUGUCCAGCUGGGCUCCCCUGUUGCUCCGUGGAGGUUCUGUGUGCGUCCAGGAUGGGGAGGACAUUGUCCCCUUUCACCUGACCCCACUCAUGAGCCCUGUCCCUGAUGGCUUCUCCGACAACUACAUCUGUGAGAGCUGUGUGCUCAGGUAAUAAUCAUAAUAAAUUUAUUUAUAACCCGGCCAGAGCCAGGCUCAGGGCAGCUAACACCAGUAAAAUUACAAUAAAAACAUAAUGGGGGGGGACCAAUUUAAAAUACAGGUUAAAAUGCAAUUUAAAAUGCAGCCUCGUUUAAAAAGUAGCCCAUAGAUCAAAACCAUAAGGUGAGGGAAACAUUAGGGUCAGACUGAGUCCAAACCAAAGGCCAGGUGGAACAGCUCUGUCUUGCAGGCCCUGCAGAAAGAUGUCAAGUCCCGCAGGGCCCUAGUCUCUUGUGACAGAGUGUUCCACCAAGUCGGGGCCAGUACUGAAAAGGCCCUGGACCAAUCUAACCACUUUGCAGCUUGGGACCUCCGAAGUGUUGUCAUUUGUGGAGCUUAAGGUCCUCCGCGGGGCAUAUCAGGAGAGGCUGUCCCAUAGGUACGAGAGUCCUAGGCCACAAAGGGCUUUAAAGGUCAAAACCAGCACCUUAAACCUGACCCUGUACUCCACCGGGAGCCAGUGCAGUUGGUACAGCACUGGAUGAAUGUGAUCCUGCAGCAAGGACCCCGUAAGGAGCGUGGUAUCGCUGGUUCUUCUCCUUCCUGUGGAUCCCCUUCCCCAUUCCACCUUUAACCUGUUCCUGUUUCACCAUCACAGGAACAGGGAGGAGCCAAAGAGAUGUCCCACAUGCCUGCAAAUACAAAUGAAACAAAACCGGGCUACUUUGUCCCAGGGCCAAACGCUUCUUCGGGGGAGUAUGUCUCAGUCAUCAUUCCUUGCAGGCGGAGACGUCUCUAAAGACAGAAGGAGGUGAAUAGAGAAUCCACAGAGCUGCCUUUUCCAGAGUAUAUGCAUGUAGGGGAAAUAUGACGGAGCCUGACUCUUUCAGUAAAGCGAUCAAGUGCCUCUAGUUUCGGUUUUUGGGGAUGGAUGAAUGGGACAGUGGGAGAUACAUGAACUAUGCGAAGUUUGAGAAAGGCUGGUACUUGAGAACUGUGUGUUGUCCAGGAGAAGCUUGGAUUUUCACACACAUCCUGCAGAUAAAAUGAAUAGUGAUCAGAAAACGCCUUAGUAUACCUGAAGGAGCGUCUCCACCUCCAUUGUUCAGCCCGGACACUUAGGUCCAGCUCCGAGGGCCUUCUGGUGGCUCCCUCUCUGUGAGAAGUGAGAUUACAGGGAACCAGGCAGAGGGCCUUCUCGACAGUGGCGGCUGCCCUGUGGAACACCCUCCCGUCAGAUGCCAAGGAACUAAACAACUGUCUGACUUUUAGAGGACAUCUGAAGGCAGCCCUGUUUAGGGAAGUUUUUUUAUGUUCGAUUUUUGUGUGUGUGUGUGUGUUUUUAAUAUCCUGUUGGAAGCCGCCCAGAGUGGCUGGGGAGGCCCAUAAAUAUAAAUAAAUAAUGAAUUAUAAUUAUUAUUAAAUUAUUAUUAGUGGCUCCUCUUCCUUUCACAAGACAGUUGAGACCUUGUGUGCAGAAUGGCAAGUCGGUCUCUUCUCCACACACCCCCCUUUUUUGCUUGGAAAUGGUUGUUGUUAAGUAGAGGGGAGUUAGCUUAGGAUAGAUCAGUGAGGUUACAUCCUGCCACUUACCUAGUGCUUAACAUCUCUCUUCCACUCUCCCCUGGCUCUGCAGGACCUUUGAGAUAAAAAAGCUGUACCAGCCCCAAGAGGACCAGGCUUAUGCCCAGCGGGUGAGUCCCCGGCAGCAGUGCUGGCAUCCAUCUGACAAAUGCAGUUGUGCAGCAGCAGGAUGAGAGGCCAAAGUGCGGGAAAGGUGGUAAAAAGGUGAUCUAUGCUAAAGGUGCUUAGGAAAAGGCCCACCACACAGGCUUUGGGGGAAGAUAAAAGGGGGAAGAGGAAGACAGUGUCCAUGGCCUUGAGUUCCUGGGAGGAAAAUCAAGCGACAAAUACUCAUCAUCAACAACAAAGAUGUGCCUGGGUACACCACUCUCAGCAAAAGAUUUAUACACACAAAAUAAUUUGCCCGCCUUGAUCAACAACAACAGAAGAACUCUGUGUUAAAAUGCAAUCGACAGAAAUUUUAACUUGCAACCAUAAGGCGUUUAAUUAUUUUAUGGUUGCAUUUGCCGAACGUUUUGCAUUUUGUAUUUUUGUUUUAUGGUUACUGUAUAUUAGCAACAAACAGCCCAGUGUUGACAGUAGUGGCUGGAUGGGGGACAUGGAAAAUUGUGGGGUGGCGGGGCUGCAAUUUCACCGUUGUUGUUUUUUCUCAGUAGGAAGAAAACCUUCUUUAUUUCAAGGGAAUUGCUUCUGAGUAAAACCUGCUAAAGCCAGCUUUAUUCUGUAAACACUGUGCAUAUGGGGAGUGAGUGAAAUAAUGUGGAAACAAGGAAGGUGCUUUAACAUACACACCCAAAAAUCCAUCCAGCAUCAUCUUCUCUGGGAGACCCCCCCCCCACCAAGUCCCAUGGUAGGAGGAGGGGUCAACCUUGUGUUGUUCUGAUUGCUUAGCAACAGAGAUUAAGCAGUUGAGCUUCAUUAGCAGUGGUGUUGCCUGACAAGUCCAGAAGCACUGGAGUAGUCUUGACGUUUCGUGUUUCAGAGAAAGGUCUGAUCCACUUACUUUCCCCCCCCCCCCCAAAAAAAAUUUGAAUGUUCGCGGCCCUGCUUGUGAUUCCCAGCAAUGGGUAUUCAAAGUGUUGUAGCACUUAGUUCCCACUUGUGGGCUUUCCGUAGGCAUCUGAUUGGCCACUGUGAGAAACGGGAUCCUGGGCUGGACGGACCUUUGGUCUGAUGCACCAGAAAUUUUAUGGGUGUCCCCUGUUUCCCUCGUCCUGGAGCCUUUAUCCCAUGUGAGGAUCUGGCUCGGCUAAUAGAAGGCUUCCCCAUCUGAAUGGCAAUGCUUAUUCUGCGAAGUUGAUUUGGAGGCAGAUGUGGACGACUUAUUCGCUGAAAGCUAUAUGGAUAAUCUGUUUGUAUAAGAUUAUCAGCCUUAGCCCAGUAUACCUGAAGGAGUGUCUCCACCCCCAUCGUUCAGCCUGGACACUGAGGUCCAGCUCCAAGGGCCUUCUGGCGGUUCCCUCACUGCGAGAAGUGAGGUUACAGAGAACCAGGAGGAGGGCCUUCUCGGUGGUGGUGCCCGCCCUGUGGAACGCCCUCACAUCAGAUGUCAAAGAGAUAAACAACUAUCUGACAUUUAGAAGACAUCUGAAGGCAGCCCUGUUUAGGGAAGUUUUUAAUGUUUGAUGUUUUAUCGUGUUUUUAAUAUUCUGUUGGGAGCUGCCCAGAGUGGCUGAGGAAACCCAGCCAGAUGGGCGGGGUAUAAAUAAUAAAUUAUUAUUAUUAUUAUUAUUAUCGGUGCUUUUUUCUGGGGGGACACAGGGGGACGCAUAACCCUAAACAUUUUGUGAAUCUUUGUACUUUUGUUCAUUUACUGUACAGUCAUAUCUCAUGUUACGUUUGCUUCAUGUUACAUUUUUUGUUGCAUCCCGCGGCGACCCGGAAGUACCAGAAAGGGUUACUUCCGGGUUUCGCCGCUCGCACAUGCGCAAUAGCAAUAAAUCGUGCUUCGUGCAUGCGCAGAAGCACCAAAUCGUGUCGCGCACCUGUGCAGCUACGGCGCUUCAGGUUGCGGGCUUUUCACGUUGUGAACAGGCCUCCGGAACGGAUCCCGUUCACAACCAGAUUUACCACUGUAUUUAUUUCCCCCGAUUCAAACUAUAAAAUGGUGAUUUUCUUGAGUCAGAAUGAGAGUAUUAUUUGUUCCAUUUGUGAAUGGCAACCUUUUGCCCAUUUCCUUUUUCUUUUCAUUUAGGUGGAUGGGAUCCUUUCCCAGAUGGCCAGUGGAGAGCUUGGUAUGGACCGAGUAUUGCGUCCCCUCCAUCCUUUGGUUGUUCAUUCCCCAGCUCCUUUUGAGAGAUGA